Messenger RNA from Anisakis simplex (herring worm), 408 nucleotides. NCBI's taxonomy places the organism in Eukaryota, Metazoa, Nematoda, Chromadorea, Rhabditida, Anisakidae. The record is from the annotation of a GenBank genome assembly.
AUGACUUCGCGUCGGGCUGCACUAACCGGCGCUGAUCGUGAAGCGUUCAUCAAGGCGCAGAUAAUGUCAGUGCAUAAGGCAUUGAACAAGAACGAAGUGCCACUAAAGCAAAAGCAUGUUCGUGUACUUAUUGUCGGUACUCAUAAGGAGAAAUCGUCGUCGGUCUUCUGGAAUACAGUCAACCGCAUUCAGUUGGAGAAGAAUCCGGUUCUCACAUGGAAAUUCUGUCACCUCCUUCAUAAAAAUCCGGUAUUUCCUGGAAGUCUUCAGCUACCUGAAGCUCAGAUCAAUAAACUGGUGAAUGCGGAUGUGAAUCAUUCAUUCGAAUUAUCGAUUGAAAUGCUCGAUCAAAUGGACGAUUUACUUAACUUGCAGACUACGGGUGAGUUCAUCUUCUGUUAUCGAUGA